Molecule: messenger RNA, 1028 nt
Organism: Lacerta agilis (Sand lizard)
Lineage: Eukaryota; Metazoa; Chordata; Lepidosauria; Squamata; Lacertidae
Gene: EXOSC5
Product: exosome component 5
Exons: 6
Coding region: 45-716 (223 amino acids)
Biological process (GO): rRNA catabolic process; U4 snRNA 3'-end processing; poly(A)-dependent snoRNA 3'-end processing
Cellular component (GO): nuclear exosome (RNase complex); cytoplasmic exosome (RNase complex); nucleolus
Source: RefSeq, a predicted model, not a curated record
CGGAAGGAUCAACAAGGGGGAAAACACGUGGGUGGAUCGCAGCGAUGGAGACCGAACAGAAGCGCUUCGAUUCUGGUGAUCUCCCUGCGCUGCGCCGGAUCCUGUGUGAGCAGGGACUGCUGUCCCGUCCUGAUGGCUCUGCCUCCUGGAUGCAGGGGGACACUUCAGUACUAGUUGGAGUGUACGGGCCUACUGAAGUCAAGGUGAGCAAAGAGAUCUAUGAUAAAGCUACCCUGGAAGUGCUCCUGAGGCCCAAAGUGGGUCUACCAGGUGUCUAUGAGAGAAGCCGAGAGCAGAUGAUCAAGAAGACAUGCGAGGCAGUGGUCCUGGGCACCCUUCACCCCCGUUCCUCUAUUACGGUUGUGCUUCAGGUAGUCACAGAUGCUGGCUCUCUGCUAGCAAGCUGCUUGAAUGCCACCUGCGUGGGUCUGAUGGACGCAGGGCUACCCAUGAAGUCCUUGUUCUGCGGAGUGACGUGUGCUUUGGAUGCAGACGGCAACAUCACCCUGGACCCCACAGCGAAGCAGGAAAAGGAAGCCCAGUCGGUCCUGACAUUUGCCAUUGACAGCACUGAGAAGAAGGUGUUGAUGUCAAGCACAAAGGGCACGUGUUCAGUGGAGCAGCUCCAGAAAUGCAUUGCCACUUCCCAGCGAGCUUCUGACGCCAUCUUCCAGUUCUACCGCGAUUCGGCUCACAGGAAAUACUCCAAGUGGUGACUCUUCACACGCACGCACACACACACACACCCCAAGCGGAACGGAGCAGAGACUUGACCGCUUAAAAAUGACGCUACGUGGCGUUGGCUGGAUCAGCGCCUCCAGCCUUCAUUCUCGCGCAUCCUUUGCUCCAAAAGGAGAGGUGACAUUUGAUCAGGCUGCCGCUAACAGAGAUUGUGGAACGGGCUGUGGGUUAAGAUGGCAGGAUCCUGAAAAAGCUGGGCCUUCGUUGCCACGGGGUGCGUGCUGUGCUGUGCGGUGCUCCAUAUCUGCCCUCCCUGAGCACAUGGGCUUCAAGCUCUCUCCCAUUUU